This is a messenger RNA of Colletotrichum destructivum, 2014 nucleotides long. RefSeq names its product Putative DNA primase large subunit, eukaryotic/archaeal. NCBI's taxonomy places the organism in Eukaryota, Fungi, Ascomycota, Sordariomycetes, Glomerellales, Glomerellaceae. Gene Ontology annotation, cellular component: alpha DNA polymerase:primase complex. Bases 157 to 1665 code for a protein of 502 amino acids. The record is from RefSeq and is a predicted model, not a curated record. Gene Ontology annotation, biological process: DNA replication, synthesis of primer; DNA replication initiation. The transcript is spliced from 4 exons.
GAGAAAUACCCCCCGCGACGCGACUCGACGCGUCUCCCCGUCCCGGUGCCUACUGGACGAGUAUUCAAUUUGCAUCUACUCUUCUCCCACGGACACACAUCGUCGAUACCGUACACACGCAUACACAUACACCUACACACGCCCACUACCUUCACAAUGCUGCGGCAAGACUAUAAUCGUAUCGACCCCAAGCGGCGCAAUGUCGUCGACUACCGCAAGAAACAGUUCGCCUCCCCCGCCUACAAGGAGGCCGAAUACCCGUACCGCCUCAACUUCUAUGCCGAUGCGCCCACCGCCGACAUCACCCUCGAACAAUUCGAGCAAUGGGCCAUUGACAGGUUGCGGAUCCUCGCCGAGCUCGAAGCCUGCGCAUUCCGCAACAAGUCCCCCCAGGAGGUCGCAACCCACAUGAAGCCGCUUCUCGACAAGUACCUGCCCCUCGAGUCCAACAGUUCUCACUCGCCCAAGCUCUUCGCCCAGCGCCAAAAGGACCACUACAGCCACUUCAUCCUGCGCCUGGCCUUUGCCCGCACCGAGGACCUCCGCCGCCGCUUCACCCGCGUCGAGACCAUGCUCUUCCGCCUGCGCCUCAACAGCGACGACCAGAACGAACGAUCCGCUUUCGUCCGCAGCCUCGACCUCGACUGGUGGGAAGCCGUGACGGACGACGAAAAGCGCGACUACGCCUCCGAGUUGGCCGCCAUGUCGCGCGGCUGGGGCAAGACGGCCUCGACCGAUGACGACACAUGGUUCAAGGUCGACUGGGACCGCGUGCCGGAACUGGUCGAGCAGCGCAAGGUCUUUCUCAAGGCCGGCAAGGCUUUCGUCCCAGGCAGAGAACAGGCUAGCAUGGUCAUUGGCGAGUUCGUCUCGCGCCUGGAGAGGCAGCUCGAGCUCACGGCACGCGCACUCCCGCGACUCGACGAGGAUGACCGCCUCACGCCCAUCCUCGACCACCUCUCCAAGAACUUCAUCACACCCGACAGCUCCUACAGCUCCAACACGGCGGCCCCGGCCGGCGCCGAGAUCACGGCGCGCAACAUCGAUAACCUCGCGCAGCACUUCCCCGCCUGCAUGUCGCACCUCCACCGCUCGCUGCGCCGCGACGCCCAUCUGAAGCACUACGGCCGCCUGCAGUACACGCUCUUCCUCAAGGGCAUCGGCCUGAACCUCGAGGAGUGCCUGGUGUUCUGGAGGCAAGGGUUCCGCAACAUCACCGACGACACCUUCAACAAGGAGUACCGCUACAACGUCCGCCACGUCUACGGCGACGUCGGCGGCGACUCGAACCGCCGCGGUGGCGGCUACAGCCCUUUUAGCUGCCAGAAGAUCCUCACCGAGCACCCGCCCGGCGCCGGCGAGGCCCACGGCUGUCCCUACCGCCACUUCAACCUCGAGAACCUGACGACCCUGGUCCAGGCCAUGGGAGUCAGUGACCGGGCCACGCUGCAGGGGGUUAAGGAGGACAAGGACAACCAAAAGUUCCACAUGGCGUGCAACCGCGUGUUUGAGCAUUUGCACAAGCAGGAGCUCAAAAAGGCAAAGGACGAGGGCGUCUUUACGUCGGCUCAGCUCGAGACCAUCGUCCACCCCAACGAAUACUUCAAGCGUAGCUAUCUCCUCAAGAACCUCGGCAAGACUGCCGACGUUAAGAUGGAGGGGUGAGCCGAGCGGGCGAGCGAGCGAGCAGAAGCGGCUGUCUUACUAAUGAAGUGUGGCUUUUGAUAAUGAAUGGGACGGUGUUCCACGGCGGUCUGGACCCAAACCCCCAUCUAAGGAACUUUGCGGGAGGGCGUUGGAUAAACGGAGGGAGCAUGCGUCUCACGGGAUUUGUAUUUAUUGUUACCUUUUGGGGGCAAAAUCGGCCUCACGGGCCCCAUUGGAGAGUUCGGCGUUUUUGGGGAGGGGUGUGUUUUUUUCUUCUCCUUUUUCUUUUUAAUUUAUCUUGGUUGGGGAUGGGCGGGAGGUUCGUUCAUUCGCGCGGUCAGGACCGUUUCUCAACGGAAAGUCAUCC